GCCGAGGCCCGUCGGGGGGUUCGGCGGCCGCCCUGCGCGCCUUGACGCCCUCCUCGCUGCUGCUGCUGCCCGCCGAGGCCGAGACCCGGCAGCGCCUCCUGCGCACCGCCAAGAAGGAGGUGAAACAGAUAAUGGAAGAAGCAGUCACGAGGAAGUUUGUGCACGAAGACAGCAGCCACAUCAUUUCCUUUUGCGCUGCCGUUGAAGCUUGUGUCCUCCACGGUCUCAAGCGACGGGCAGCUGGUUUCCUGCGCAGCAACAAGAUUGCAGCCCUGUUCAUGAAGGUGGGGAAGAGUUUUCCUCCUGCUGAAGAGCUGUCUCGGAAGGUGCAGGACCUGGAGCAGUUUGUUGAGAAUGUGCGAAACCAGGGUCCAGGUGUCCAAGAGAACAGUCGCAAGGCUCCAAAACUUCCCAGCCUGCCCCCACAGGCCAUCAAGCACCUCUGGAUCCGGACAGCACUUUUCGAAAAGGUCCUGGACAAAAUAGUGCACCACUUGGUGGAGAACAGCAGUAAAUAUUAUGAGAAGGAAGCCUUGCUGAUGGAUCCUGUCGAUGGGCCGAUCCUGGCCUCUUUACUAGUGGGGCCUUGUGCGCUGGAGUACACCAAGAUGAAAACUGCAGAUCACUUCUGGACUGACCCUUCAGCCGACGAACUGGUUCAGCGCCACCGGAUCCACCGCUCUCACUGCCGCCAAGACUCGCCCACUAAACGCCCGGCACUCUGUAUCCAGAAGAGACACUCCAGCGGCAGCAUGGAUGACCGUCUCUCUCUCUCGGCGAGAGACUACGUGGAGUCCCUGCACCAGAACUCCAGAGCCACCCUCUUGUAUGGCAAAAACAACGUCUUGGUGCAGCCGCGGGAUGAUAUGGAGUCUAUUCCAGGAUAUCUGUCCCUUCACCAGACUGCUGACAUCAUGACCCUGAAAUGGACCCCAAACCAGCUGAUGAAUGGGUCUGUGGGUGAUCUGGACUAUGAGAAAAGCGUCUACUGGGACUAUGCCAUGACCAUCCGCCUAGAGGAGAUUGUCUAUCUGCACUGCCACCAACAGGUAGACAGUGGGGGCACGGUGGUCCUGGUGAGCCAAGACGGCAUCCAGCGCCCUCCCCUGCGGUUCCCCAGAGGUGGCCAUCUCUUGCAGUUCCUCUCCUGCCUAGAAAAUGGGCUCCUGCCCCAUGGCCAGCUGGACCCACCUCUCUGGUCACAGAGGGGGAAGGGGAAGGUGUUUCCAAAGCUGAAGAAGCGAAACCCCCAAGGGACCUCAGAGUCUGCGUCGGACAAGGAAGAGGAGGAGGCAACCGAUUACGUUUUCCGGAUCCUCUAUCCUGGCAUUCAGUCAGAGUUUGCCACCCAGGACCUGAUAGAUGCCACAGGGAGCGCCCUUCCUUCUAUGUGGCAGCCGGGCACCCGCAAGUCCUCCUGCUCCUCCUGCUCCCAGAGUGGAUCCACCGAAAGUGGGCCCCCCAAUGGCUGCAACCACGAAAGAGCUCCCCUGAAGCUGCUCUGUGAUAACAUGAAGUACCAGAUCCUCUCUCGUGCAUUUUAUGGCUGGCUUGCUUAUUGCCGGCACCUCUCCACAGUGCGAACCCACCUGUCGGCGCUAGUGAACCAUGACAUUGUGUCUCCCAACGUGCCAUGCAACGCCAGUUUGGGACUGACCGUGGAGAUCUGGGAGAAGUUCCUGCAAGACAGGACGAGCUAUGAGGAGAAAGAGCUGUUGCGGCUUGUCUACUUCGGAGGGGUCCAGCAUGAGAUCCGGAGAGCAUUUUGGCCUUUCCUCCUCGGGCAUUAUCAGUUUGGGAUGUCGGAAGCUGAGAGGGAAGAGGUCGACAGCCAAAUGCGCGCCUGCUACGAGCAAACCAUGGCAGAGUGGCUGGGCUGCGAGGCCAUUGUCAGGCAGCGGGAGAAGGAAUCGCAUGCGGUGGCCCUGGCCAAGUGCUCCUCAGGGGCCAGCCUGGACUCCCACAUGGAGCGCAUGAUGCACCAAGAUUCAACUAUCAGCAACGAUUCUUCCCACAGCGGCGGUUCCGGCCCACAGAACCUGACUCGGCUGCAGAGCGACUCCAGCAGCAGCACCCAGGUGUUUGAGUCAGUGGAGGAGCUAGAACAGCCUGAGACAGAAGCCAAGCUUGAAGAGGGCCAACAGGCAAAGCUCUCCAGUGGGACAGUCCCUGAUGGCACCUCCUCCCCUGAUUCUGGCCACCCUUCUUCCCAGAACUUUUCUGUUGCCUCCGCGUACUCAGCGCACAGCUUCAGCACCGAGGACAGCGUGACGGAGGCUGGAAAAGCUGCAGUGUACCACUCUGCCCAGACAAGUGUGGAUGUGAGCCAGGGACCUCUCAACGUGGACAACUCCCUCUUGGGCGGGAAGCUAACGGGGGAAGGUCUGCCUGGUCAGGACAGCCUGGAGGGGGACUUUCCCACUAACGGCGGCAUAGAUGAGUUUAUUCUCAUGGGCAAGGAGUGCCCCCAAAAAGAGGGGGCCUCUCUGUCUAUGGUGGACAUGACGGACAGGUGGCCUGAGCUCAGCGCAGGGCAGCAAAACUCGAUGAGUGAAGACGACCUCUCGGAAGAGCCAGAAAUGGAAAGCCUGUUCCCACAACUGGAUUCGCACUCCCUAGCAGUCACUGACCUGACUGUCAGCGAAGUUUCACCUGCUUCCUCGUCAGGGGUCACCUACUCUCCGGAGCUUCUUGAUAUGUACACUGUGAACCUGCAUCGCAUUGAGAAGGACGUGCAGAGGUGUGACCGGAACUACUGGUAUUUCUCACCGGCCAACCUGGAGAAACUGCGCAACGUCAUGUGCAGCUACAUCUGGCAUCACAUCGACAUCGGCUACGUGCAGGGCAUGUGCGACUUGUUGGCUCCAUUGCUAGUCAUCCUGGAUGACGAAGCCAUCGCUUUCAGUUGUUUCACGGAGCUCAUGAGGAGAAUGAACCAGAACUUUCCUCACGGAGGCGCCAUGGACACGCAUUUUGCCAACAUGAGGUCCCUCAUCCAGAUUUUGGACUCUGAGCUAUUUGAGCUGAUGCACCAAAAUGGCGAUUAUACGCAUUUCUACUUCUGCUAUCGCUGGUUCCUCCUGGAUUUUAAGCGAGAACUUGUUUAUGAUGACGUCUUCUCUGUCUGGGAGACGAUCUGGGCUGCGGCACAGAUCUCCUCUUCGCAUUAUGUCCUCUUCAUUGCACUUGCCCUGGUGGAGGUUUAUCGGGACAUCAUCCUAGAGAACAACAUGGAUUUCACAGAUAUCAUCAAGUUCUUCAACGAAAUGGCUGAGCAUCACAACAGUAAACAGAUCCUGAAGCUGGCACGGGACCUUGUCUACAAAGUCCAGACACUAAUCGAAAACAAGUGAUUUGGGAGAUCAUCUGCCUUCAGAGAAGGAAGGGGAAUAAAACCAUUCUUGUGCACCUUUUAAGGCUGAAGAUAGCCACAGCAGUAUGUAAGACAGAGGGGGGAGGGGAGUCUCUCUCUACAUUGACUUGAGCAAACCCAUGGAGAUGUCGCAUCCCAGCCCAGCCAUUGUGCUGAUUUGCAUGGGCUGUGCUUCCGGCCACUGUCCACUAACUGUGUGUCCGCUGUGGCAAUUAACCAAAGAACUUGCAGGCUUCGCCUCCUUUCGCAUUCAAGUGAGGUGGAGCUUGACCCGGCCCAAGCCUUGUUGGAGAACAGAGGUGGGAGGGAAUAGCACACCUGUACAUAGGGGUGUUUGGUUUUGUGAUUGGAAAGGUGAGCUUGACAGCCUUGAACAGGCUGGGAUCUGUCACUGGUUUCCUUCCCUCCCUUCAGAUCUUCCUUCAGAGAAAGUAUUUUAAGCAUCUGGCACCUGUCCUUCUCCCAUCCCCAUCGUGGUCCAAAUGUGCAGGUCCCUAGUCUCGCCUCCACUGGAGAUUUGCCAUGAGCACAGCCAGUGUGGUGUAGUGGUUUAAGGUGUUGGACUAUGACCUGGGAGACCAGGGUUCAAAUCCCCACACAGCCAUGAAGCUCACUGGGUGACCUUGGGCCAGUCAUUGCCUCUCAGCCUCAGAGGGAGGCAAUGGUAAACCCCCUCUGAAUACCGCUUACCAUGAAAACCCUAUUCGUAGGGUCGCCAUAAUUCAGAAUCGACUUGAAGGCAGUCCAUCAUCAUUACAGGAUCUAAAUCUUGAACCUUUAAUAGGAAGGUGAGGCCUUGCCAAGAGUAGACCUUUGAUGGGGAAGCUUCCUUACCUUUUGUAGUGUACCAGUUUUUAUCAGUAGGUGGUCUCUGGGGCCUCAUCUGCCACUGAGGUCUGUCUGUCCCCUUCCUGAUUUCCCUAUAGUGACCCGCAAGUGCCCUGAAUCCCUGCCGCCAUGUUUCACUAGAAAGCUACAAAACAGACCAGGGCCAGGCUGGCCUGCUCCCUACUGCUCUGUGGGGAUGCUUGUCAUCAUGGUCUGCCCUUGACUAGACCCUGACCAGACUUGUUCUCCAAGACUGCACCUUUUCAGUGGGCCAAAGACUAAGCAUCCUUCCUUUCUUUCAGAAGUCAGAAAAGUCACGUUGAAUGUCCAGGGCCUUGAUGGUGUCUUGAAAAAGUUCCCUGUUGCUUCUCUCAUACACUUUCUGAGCCUCUGCCCUAGAUACCUCCUUGUAUUUCAAAACGGAAAGCAGCAGACUGUUGCUCUGGCCUGGCCUAAGUAGUUUCCAUUCUUUAACACUGAGCCAUGGGGGUUGGGGCAGGCCUCUUAAUCUACAUGCACUUUUCACCUGUCUUUAACAUUGUCCUUCUGAAUGAUGUAAUAUCACUCCUGUUACUUCCUGGAGAAUGUCUAAACACUUACUAGUAGGAUGUAAACCAGAGUUCUCCACCUGGCGCCCUCCAGAUGCUGGUGGACUCCAACUUCCAUCAUCUCCAGGUCAAGGAUGACAGGAGUUGUAACCCAACAAGCCCUGCAAAAGGCUGAUGUAGCCCACCAAUCAACAGAAUUGCUCCUGUGAUUCUUUUGAAAUUCCGGCUCUGUGUUGUCUCUGGCCAGCACCAGAUCAACCUCAGCUUGGAGUUUGGUUGUGUUGGGGGAACUCCACAGUAGUGUUGAGGACAAAUAUUUGAAUUGGUUUGUGUUCAAAACUCAGGUGUUUUUUAAAGGAGAGGGAGAGAGAAGCAGGGAGGGGAGAAAAUGGGUUUCCUGAUCAAAAAUCACCUGAAAAGUUCACCGUCAUGGCUAAGUGAGUGCCUAAACUUUCUGUUUGUUGUUGUCGUCAUGAAAAUGCUUUCCCCCUAGCCAGUAAAUGCGUAGCCAUAGUUGUUUCUCCCCUGACUAAAGUCGCUUAAACUGUGAUGCCAAACCUUUUUUUCUGUCCCACCACACAGAGUCUUGUGUGUUGGCUGCUCUGACUUGCAUGCUAAAACAGUCAAAGGGCUUCCCUUCCAAAGGGAGUAACCUUAAAUGGCCUCCCUCCUCUUUCAAAUGGGGUGUGGGGAAUGUACGUGCCCAAACUUUGCAAAGUGGCCAGUGCUUGGCAGCUGCACUUCAAAGCAGGGGGUAUGUUUCCACAGCAUAUUCAAACUGGUGUAACUAUCGUGGCUCCCCUCUGCAAAGCUGUGAGAAUUUUAGUUUGGAGAGAGAACCGCUGGCCUUGGCCAGGCCACUUUCUUGCUCUUCAGCUUUGGCUCCCAAGCUAUAAAUCCCAGGGUUCCUAGAGGUGGCUGGGAGCGUGGGAGCCAUGACAGUUUGACCCGUACAGAGACUCUCAUAGAUAGAAGAUUGGUGGGCAGGACAAUACCUGCUUGAUCCCUUGCCCAGUGAUGGUUGAACUUGGACUUGCCAUGGUCUUUGGUGGCUUGUUGAACUUCCAUAAAGCGCACUCAGUGGAACGCUCCAUUUUUCGUGCAGUUAUUAAAGAAGCAGUCACCACCUCCAGAGCAGACAUAGGCAUAGGCUCAGGUUCAGCCAGAGACUAAAGCACAAAAAAAUCCUGUCCCUGGAUGGUCCCAUCUGGUGGGCUUUCCCCCCUAAAACAACAAAUUAUGUUGUUUCAAAACAAAUUACUUCCUCCUGUUCUCGAGCGGAUCUGCCUUACGACUCCCCCCACCCUGAGCUCUUUCUGGGAGAUGGCAGAGCAAGAUAUGUUGGGGGACUGAAGGAUCCGUGCAGUCUCUGUGUGAGUGUGUGGGCGUGCAUGCGUUGUGAUUGUGCUGGGCUUUCUAACUUCAGAUGCUGGCAUUUCUGCCCUUUUCCCUUAAAAGCACAACCUUUAGCUAGUGACCUGUUUCUCAAAUGCAAACCUUUGCACUUGGCAAGCUCCAAACAAGAGAAAAUUAAGCUGGCUGACUGGCCCUUUGCUUGAUAGGGCAGAGUAUUUGCCAAACAAAAUUUGAAGAGCCAGCUGCCCUGGAGACAGCAACCAGAUUUGGUGUGAUGUAGUGGAAAGAGUGUGGGACCCUGACUCCGUUCAAAUCCACACUCACAGAUGAAGCUCUUUGGCUGGUCAUUCCUUGCCUGUUUGACCUACCUAACAGGGUGGUCAUGAGGACAGAAUAGUACACACACUGUCCCUCCUUGAAAGGAGGAUGAGAUGCAAAUGUUUAGGAUGCAUCUACAGUGGGAUUCCCCUUCUCCUCCCCCAAGGUUAGUCCGACCCUUUAGUUUUUCUGGAAUCCCCUUUUAAAUUAUGUUGUUUCAAAAGCCAGCUGAGGAAUCGAGCCCAGCGCUUGCUGCCCAUGCUAUCAGAGAGCAUAUUUUGGCCAUUUGAUAGCAGCCUUGCUUUGUGUGUGUGUGUGUGUGUAAGUGUGUUUUGGAGGAGGGCACUUUUAAAUGCAAAGCAAAUGUUACUUAUUUACAUGUAUUUAUUGAUUCUCUCUGUGUGACCUGAACUGUGUGUGCGUGUGUGUGAAGCGUUAUGCAAACAGAGACAUAUUUUUUUCAGUGUUGCUAAACAUACCUUGUAAACGUUUAACAGGAAAUUGUGUCUGUUUCUACAUAUCUAUAUCAUAUAGAUUGAAAUAUUAUAUGUACAGUGUAGAAAAUACAUAUCUGUGAAUUAGGCAGGGCGGUAAGAAAUACUUGCUUUUGAGAACUAUGUGCUUGUCUUGAGAGCACCCCUCUGUUUCUCAGAUGCCAAAAUUCUGUCUGUUUGUGUGUUGGUGGGAAGGGGGGGAGAGAAUUAGUUAUUGUUCUGCUACACUUCAAAGCCUGCAGACAGAUACUAGUUUGCAAGCAACAGUAGUCUGAGGGAGGCUUUGCGUCCAUGAUGUGCAAAGUUACAUGUCUCUUGUCCCACCAUCACUUUUGUCGAAGAGGUUUGGCAGGUUUUUGAAGCCCUACAGAAACCUUCCAAACUUUGUUGACCAAAUGUGAAAGUGAGAUAUGAGUGCAUACCACAAGCAGUGAUCCCUUUUUCACACUACCUAAAAAAACGAAACAGGAAAGAAACACCUAAUUUCAAACUUGCAACCCUUCGGGUUAGUUUUCACAUCGCAAAAUCCCUACUCAGAAAGCGGCCCUGAGAAACUGCCCUGUUUGUAUAUUGUUUCACACAGGAAUGUGGGCAGCGCUUGGAUUUGCCCUCCACUCCUGCAGGAACCUGCCUUCUGUGCAGAAAUUCUGCAGUGGGGAGCCUUUCGAUUUGGUACCAACUAUGGGAUACAAAUGUUUAUAAUCUCCUGGGCAGGGCAAUCACCCAUGCAAGCCCCAUGAUGAUGAACAUUAGAGGAAUGCUGGUUUAUUUUGGUGAGAUCUGCGUUGGGAGCUAAUGCCUGUAGGAUUUCUGACAGGAGAACCCACAUCCUGGAGCUCGUGCUGUCUAUGCAUGUUAGAGCCCCAUGUGAAGCCUUGGGCAGGGGAGAGUAAAGCCAGAUGAUCUUCUUUAUGAUCCUUUUAAAAAAUGUUAAACUGCCGCAGGGGGAGCCUUUGUGGUGCCCUCCAGAGGUUGCUGGACUCCAUUUCCCAUUUUCUCUGACUAUGGGGCCUGCUGCCAGGGCUGAGGAGAGUCGGAGUCCACAACUUUUGCAUAAAACCACAACAGAGCAUGAUUAUAUUUCAGCUGCAGUAGAAUUAAUCUGACAGCCCACAGCUGAAUGCCUGACUCUGGUUUUCUAGUUGCUCUCAAAAUGCAGAGUUUUAUAUUAUUUUCAACCGUGGCCAAGCACAGCAUCAGGCAAUUGUUCCUCUAUGUCUUUUUCUUUCCUUCUGGUUGCAAGCUUUGUUGUGUUUUAUUUGCAAAUGUCUUAAUUUUUUUAAGUUCCCAGUCUAGAAAGGAGAUAAAGCUUAAAGCAGCAACACAACCUCUGAAGAUUUGUUAUUCUUGUUGAUAUUUUGGAAGAUAAAUCUCUGCCCAUUAGUUUUGGUGACGGUUUGCCAAAUUUCAAUAUAAAUGCAUACGGAGAUACUAAAAGAGCACAAUUUGGUUGUGAAUGUAAUGCUGAUUCAUGUGGCUCCUACGCCCCCCCCCCGUUCCAAUGGGGUUCAGGCAGGAGCUGUUCUGUGAUGGAAAUUUUGGUGAUGCUUACCACAGAGCAGUUUUAUAAACAUUUCAGAGCAGAUGGGCUGCUAUUUGCCUGUUUGGAAAAGCAUACCCCCUACUGUUGCAACACUCUCUCUGCUUUCUCCUACAUUGGAGCCAAGCUGAUGUUGGUACCUGUUGUGUUGUAUGUAGUACUAUAGAGCACCAGAUGUUCUUGUCUGUUCUUCAGGUUUAUGUAACAACUAGAUCUAGGGCCUUCUCGGUGGUGGCCCCCGAACUAUGGAAUGCCCUCCCAGACGAGAUACACCUGGCGCCUUCUUUGUUAUCUUUUCGGCGCCAGGUAAAAACCUACCUUUUCGCCCAGGCUUUUUAAACAUUUUAAAUUUAAUUUUAAACCUAAUAUGGAUUUUAAUUUAUAAACUCAUGGCAAUUCUAUUUCGGAUUUUUAUCAUGUUAUAUUUUUCACACUUGCUCAUAUUUUAAUUGUGAUUUUAUUUGUUGUACACCGCCCUGAGAGCUUUCUGCUAUAGGGCGGUCUAGAAAUGUAAUAAAAUAAAAAUAAAAUAAAUAAAUAAGUAAGGUGCUGGAAGAAACACAAAGUUUUUCAAUAGGCUGACUGUGGAUCGUGAAAUAGUCAAGUGGGAUGUUUGAAAAUUACAAUUCCAGCCAGCUCUGUUUUAGAGCAAAAAACUAGCACCAAGUUCAUUGUCCAACAUUAACCUGAUUUGAAGAUCUUAAGACAAAUAUCCAGAACCAGUGGUGGCUCUCCAGAUGUUGCUGGUCUCCCAUCAGCCCUAGCCAGCAUUGCCAAUGAUCAGGGAAUGUGAUGGGAGCUGUAGCCCAGCAACAUCUAGAGGCCACAGGUAUCCUGUUGGUGCCUUCAGGGAAUAUGAAGACUAAAGCAGAGAACAUGUAUUGCCUGCGCUUUAAUUUAGGUGUGCCUCUGUUUUGCAGCAUGUCUGGAUUCUUGCCCCAAGUUGCUUAUGUGCUGUGAUGUGUGCACGCAUAUCCUGCAUAUGGCGGGGUGGUGAUGGUGGCAUCCCCAUUCAUUUCAACGGGGCUAAAUCUCAUGCAUAAGGAAGAACUGAGAUGGUGAUGCCCUUGUGAGUUCUGUGUGCAUCUAGAUCAGCCCUUGCCAACCUGGUGCUCUCCAAAUGUUUUAGGCUACAACUCCUAGCAGCCCCAGGUAGCAGGGCCUUCCUCCCAGCAGCCCCAUCAUCACACAGCCCUGCUGGGUAGGGCUGCUGGGCGUUGGAGUCCCAACAACAUGUGGAGGGCCACCAGCUUCACACCCCUGGUCUAGAGCUGCUCCAUGUGCAUUAACAAUUGCUGGGUUGAGGUCCAGUGCCAGAAAUCACCAGAGCUUGAUUUCUAAAAUGGGAGGUUCUGAGGCUCAGUUUUGACCAAAAGAAACACCCUGUUGAACCGGAAGCUUAAAUGGGAGUUCUGGUUGGAAUCUUUGUGUGUGUGUGUGUGUGUGUGUGUGUGUGUGUGUGUGUGUGCGUGCGUGUGUGUGUGUGUGUUUUUGCACCCAGCAACACAAGGAGGUUCUUCAGGUACCAUUUUUGGAGCAACAAAACAGAAGAUCUAUGAAUGUAUCAUGUUGAGUGAUUGUUGCCUAACACGAGUUGCUGCUGGUGUGUGUGUGUGUGUAGGGGGGUCUCUUUUUGGCCAUUCUGGAACCAUGAGAUGCCCUGACAACAUUGCUUUUAUGGUCUCUUCAACAAUGGAAAUGCUGCUGAAGUAUUUUGCCUGUUUGCCUUCUGCCCUGUGGCAUAAUCUCAGUUAUUUUUAUUUUUUUUUAAUUAUGCUUUUGUUAAUUGAUGUUAAUUGUAACUUAUUUCUGUGGGGCCAGAA
This is a messenger RNA of Rhineura floridana, 10280 nucleotides long. RefSeq names its product small G protein signaling modulator 1 (gene SGSM1). The transcript is spliced from 24 exons. Bases 132 to 3353 code for a protein of 1073 amino acids. The record is from RefSeq and is a predicted model, not a curated record. NCBI's taxonomy places the organism in Eukaryota, Metazoa, Chordata, Lepidosauria, Squamata, Rhineuridae. Gene Ontology annotation, molecular function: GTPase activator activity. Gene Ontology annotation, biological process: activation of GTPase activity.